Messenger RNA from Vespa velutina, 2928 nucleotides. It is a transcript of the gene Gclc, whose product is annotated as glutamate--cysteine ligase. Gene Ontology annotation, cellular component: glutamate-cysteine ligase complex. The coding region runs from base 494 to 2410 and encodes 638 amino acids. NCBI's taxonomy places the organism in Eukaryota, Metazoa, Arthropoda, Insecta, Hymenoptera, Vespidae. The record is from RefSeq and is a predicted model, not a curated record. The transcript is spliced from 10 exons. Gene Ontology annotation, molecular function: glutamate-cysteine ligase activity. Gene Ontology annotation, biological process: glutathione biosynthetic process.
AAAAGUUUAUUCGAAGAAAACUGAAAUAUAGCAUUUUGAUGCUGUCGUCAUUAGACGCUUUAAUAAUUAAUGAUACCUUCGAUGUGCUUGCGUGAGCGCGUGUGUAAUUCAUUAAACAAAGAAACAUAACAUAAACUUUGACAUUUUUCAUUUGGAUCUUCUCCAUUUGUAUUUAUAUUUUUUUUAUUAUUAUUUAUAUAAAUUAAAGGAAUAAUUAAUUAGAUAAUUUAAUAAAUUAAAGAAAUAAUUAAUUAGAUAAUUUAAUUGGUUGAAGUUUAAUUGCACACACACACACACACACACGACGCGACGACGACGACACAUACACCCAGAUAACACACAGAUAAUUCUUAGUACAGAGAUGGCGUUAUACGUAUAAAAGGCAAUUUAACAGAAACGGUGAACCAUAAUCACGGUGGAGAACAUAUCUGUGGCAACUUUUGAAAACAAAUUACUUAUUGUUAGAAAGAGAAACACAAGUAAUUAAAAGGAAAUGGGACUUUUAUCCGAAGGAAGUCCACUUAGUUGGGAAGAAACGAAAAAAUUGUCGGAUCAUGUGCGAAAGCAUGGGAUCAUACAAUUUAUUAAUAUAUAUAAGAAACUCAGAGAUAGACAAGGUGAUGUACUCAAGUGGGGUGACGAGGUAGAAUACUUAUUAGUAAAAUUUGAUGAUGUAGCAAAAACAGCAAAACUUAGCUUAAGAGCCGACGAAAUAUUAAAAGUUUUAAAUGAAAAAGAGCUGAAAGAUCCGUCAAAUGUUAAAUCGUUAUGGCGACCAGAAUAUGGUGCAUAUAUGAUCGAAGGGACACCAGGGAAACCAUAUGGAGGUUUAUUAGCACAUUUUAAUGUUGUAGAAGCAAACAUGCGUUAUCGUAGACAGGAAGCAACAAAAUUAUUAAAACAUGGAGAAGUACUAAUGUCACUGACCAAUUUUCCAAGGCUAGGAGCAUCAGAUUUUACAGAUCCUCCGGUUGUGCCUACUCCAAGUGCUGGAGCCUCCAGAAGCUUGUUUUUUCCAGAUGAAGCAAUAUACCCAGGACACCCACGUUUUAAAACAUUGACAAAAAAUAUUAGAGAACGUCGUGGAGAGAAAGUUGCUAUAAACAUUCCUAUUUACAAAGAUACAAAUGUUCCUUCUCCGUUUAAAGAAGAUCUAAUAAGUCAAGGAGAUGAUGGAUCCAGUGGUAAAGCAGCGAAAAUAGAUCAUGUUUAUAUGGAUGCUAUGGGUUUUGGAAUGGGAUGUUGUUGUUUACAACUUACUUUUCAAGCUUGUAAUAUAGAUGAAGGUCGAACAUUGUAUGAUCAACUUACACCAUUGUGUCCAAUCAUGUUGGCUUUAACUGCUGCUAGCCCAUUUUAUCGCGGAUAUGUGACAGAUGUUGAUUGUCGAUGGAAUGUAAUUUCCUGCUCAGUCGACUGUAGAACGCAAGAAGAACGUGGAUUGAAACCUUUGGAAGAAAAUCAAUUCAGAAUUCAUAAAUCUAGAUAUGAUUCCAUUGAUUCAUACCUCAGUGAACAAGGAGAUAAAUAUAAUGAUGUUCCACUGAUAUAUGACACUGAAAUAUACAAGCAGUUAUUAGAUAAUGGAAUUGAUAGAUUACUUGCUCAACAUAUAGCUCAUUUAUUUAUCAGAGAUUCUGUAUCUUUGUUUUCUGAAAAAAUACAUCAAAAUGAUUUGGAAGAUACCGAUCAUUUUGAAAAUAUUCAAUCGACCAAUUGGCAAACAAUGCGAUUCAAACCACCACCUCCAUAUUCUUCUAUAGGAUGGCGAGUUGAAUUUCGGCCAUGUGAAGUACAAAUUACAGAUUUCGAAAAUGCAGCUAUUGUUUGUUUUAUUGUACUUCUAACAAGAGUUAUACUCAGUUACAAAUUAAAUUUACUUAUUCCAAUUAGUAAGGUUGAUCAAAACAUGGCUAAAGCACAAAAAAGAAAUGCUGUUAAAAAUGAAAAGUUUUGGUUUCGUAAAGAUAUUACAUCAAAUACUGUAAAGAAAGAUAAUACAGAAGAGGAGUAUGAUGAGUUUACCAUUAAUGAAAUUAUUAAUGGCAAGAAUGGCGUUUUUCCUGGAUUAAUACCAUUGGUUAAUUCUUAUCUUGCUAAUAUGGAUGUGGAUGCAGAUACACAUUGUACAGUACAAAGAUACAUGAAAUUAAUUCAAAGACGUGCAUCUGGUGAACUCCUAACAACAGCUGCAUGGCUUAGAAAAGAAGUAAUCUCACAUCCAGAAUACAAACAUGAUUCUGUCAUAACACAACGUAUCAACUACGACUUAAUGAAAAAGAUAGAUAGUAUCGUAUCCAAUGAAGUUUCUUGCCCAGAAUUACUUGGACCAUGCAUAGCAUCUAAAACAACCGAAACAAUACCACCAGCUGUUGCUAAAGCAGAAAAGUGCCGAGACAUGGAUUGUUAAUGAUAGUAUUUUUACUAUGACCCAAUUUUUUGCAGGUAUAUCAAUAAACUUUAUAAUUUAUUUUAUUCGAUAUGCGUUGUACGUAUGUCACUUAAUAUCUACUUUAAAAAGAAAAGAAAAAAAAAAAAAAAUCAAGAAAGAAAUUUGCUUUUAAUGCUUUGAAAUUUUGUUUCGUUUAUAUUUAUAUUACAAAUAAUUUACAUUCCAUAUGAUGCAUUAAGAUGAUUUUUAAGAAAAUAAUAUUAAAAUACAUAUUAUCAGUAUUUUUAAAUAAAACAAAUUUCUCUGUGUAAUUAAAAAUAUAAUGUACACAAUUUCAUUUUUUUUUCUUUUUCUUUAUUAUUUUUUUUUUUGUUUUAAUAUAAUGACAGUGGUGCUGAAUAAAUAUAGUAAAAUAAGAUUUUUUAAAUGAACAUAAAUUUUCAAGAAUUCUUAUAACGAUUAGUUAUGUGACAGAAUGUUGAAUGUUCAAUAAAAAGUAUUUGUUACACAACUUGUUACACAAAUACGAUUGGAAA